GGUCCAUGGCGGGCGGCGCCCACCGCGCCCGGCCCGGCUCCUGCUCGCGCUCCCGCUCCGGCUCCGGCUCGGACUCGCGGGGACGCCCGGACGCCCGGCAGCUGGACCCCGUCCUCGCGGGCGGCGGCGGCGGCGGCGGCGGCGGCGGCGCGGGGCUGGGCCCCCUGGAGGCGGGCGCCGCGGGCUUCCCCCCGCGCCUCCCCCCGCCAGUCACAAGACCCGGGUCACGUGGUGCGGCUCCCAGCAGGGGGGCGGCGCGGGGCGGGGCCGGCGGCGUCUUAAAGGGGCCGCGCCCGCCCUCGGCCAGCCCGGAGGGCGCUGGUCGGCGGCGACUCCGCGCGCCUCCCCUCUCGGCCUCCCCAUCCCCCGGCCGCCGCCCCAGACCUCCCGCCGCGAGGAGACCCUCCCCCCAACCGACGGCCCAGAGACGUCGCACUCGGGUCGUGACCUUUUGGUUUAUCAAGCACUCCCCCGCAGCGCCAAGUCCGAUCCGGACAAUCUCGGAGGACGCAGCCGCUGGCCCACUGGGCGUCCUGGGGCGCGAGCCCACCCACCGAGGAGGAGGGACUUGCGGCCACUGAUUACAAAGAACUCCCCUGUCGGGGACAAACUAAAUGCCGCGUGGCGGGAGCUGUCCACUGUUGUUUCUCGGGUUGGUCAUCUUCGCGACAACCCAGGACGUACUGGUCCCUAGUCUGUGGUCUGGACACAGGCUCAGAAGAGGGGAGUGACCGAAACUUGACCGCAGAGGCCGCCCUGUCCCACGCCCUCGCUGAAGCUCGUUGACUGUCACAUGCUCUCGUGCUUAAUGGGUUUGUAAUAAAACUUUAAACAGAAAGAUGGACUAACUUCAGCCCCUGACCUGCCCUGGCUCCUCAGCUAAUUCCUGGGCCUUCUGAAGCAUUUGGGGGGCUCUCCUCGCCUUUCUCGUGUGACCUGUCCUCUGAUCUAGCUCUGCGACAGCUCUCAGACCCCGCCACAUUUUUAACUUUUUAGAAGAGACCUUGGAGGAGUUUCUUUAUCACAAGUGCAGCUCCUUCAAGGCCCUUCCCAUCUGUCCUUUAUCUCCUGGUCGUGGUCCCGCAAUCCUGUGGAGAGGAGCCAGUGGCAGGCCAGGUAGCAGCCGGGCUGGCCCUGGGAGGAGAGCCAGAUCCAGAAUAGAGGCUGGCGGAGAGUGGCCGAGGACUUCCUGGCCAGCAGAGGCCCUGGCUGUGGUGGGGGGGCCUUGUGCUCCUGGGGGCAGAUGUGAGCCCAUCACCCAAAGGGUGAGAGCAGCUGAACUGCCCCCCCCCCCCACCCAAGGGAAAACUGAGGGGCAACCCUGACCUCACUCAGGAGCAAGGAAAAGUGGGCUCAGGGCAGGCCCACGAACGCUAACCCAUGGGACAGGCAUCCUAGCCGGCUUGCAAACAGCAACAUAGCCUUUCCUAUCAGAUGAAAUAAAGUUGGCAGAUGUCCCUUCAA
Phacochoerus africanus (Common warthog) is the source of this 1464-nucleotide messenger RNA. RefSeq names its product translation initiation factor IF-2-like. The record is from RefSeq and is a predicted model, not a curated record. The transcript is spliced from 2 exons. Bases 6 to 581 code for a protein of 191 amino acids. Lineage: Eukaryota; Metazoa; Chordata; Mammalia; Artiodactyla; Suidae.